This is a messenger RNA of Rhodotorula toruloides NP11, 2340 nucleotides long. RefSeq names its product nuclear GTP-binding protein. The record is from RefSeq and is a predicted model, not a curated record. The transcript has 7 exons. Gene Ontology annotation, cellular component: nucleolus. The coding region runs from base 1 to 2340 and encodes 779 amino acids. Lineage: Eukaryota; Fungi; Basidiomycota; Microbotryomycetes; Sporidiobolales; Sporidiobolaceae. Gene Ontology annotation, molecular function: GTP binding.
AUGCCGCGCGACAAGAGCAACCCGACGACCAAGAAACGUUCUUCGGAGCAUGCUGCGCAGACGGGAUUGAAGACGGGCAAUGUGCGGGUCAAAGGCGAGAACUUUUACCGCGACGCCAAGUCGGCGAAACGAGUCAACCUCCUCUCUGGCAAAUCAAGCAAAGCGAUCCGCGACAAGGACGGCAAGAUCCUCCAAGCCGCCGAAUUCCAGUCGUCCGAAGUGACCCCCGGCCGAGUCCAGCCUGACCGGCGGUGGUUCGGGAACACCCGCGUGAUUAGCCAGACGGCGCUGGAUCACUUUAGGGAGAACUUGAAGGACAAGGUCAAGGAUCCGUAUGCGGUCGUGUUGAAGCAGAACAAGUUGCCUAUGAGCUUGUUGACCGAUGCCGUGCGCGGGGCCAACAAGCAAGACUUGACGACGACCGAGCCCUUCUCCGACACCUUUGGCACCAAAGCCCAACGUAAACGUCCCCGUCUCGACGUCGGUUCCAUCAACGAACUCGCCUCGAAAGUCGCGACGCACCAAGCGAAAGUCGCGGCGGACGCCGUCCAGGCUGAGAAGGAUCAGCGUCUCUCAGAGAUUAGGGACGCGGAUGGGUCGCUUGCGCCGGAGAUUUUGGCGGCUCAGGAGGAGGAGAAGCAGCUCAGUAAUGUGCCGCAGGAUUACAUUCUGAGCGCGGGAACGAGCAAGCGUAUUUGGGGCGAGCUGUACAAGGUCAUCGACUCGUCGGACGUCCUCCUGCACGUCCUGGACGCGCGCGACCCGAUGGGCACGCGGUGUGAGUCGGUCGAGGCGUACCUCGCGAAGGAGAAGCGUGGGAAGAAGGUCGUCUACGUGCUGAACAAGGUCGACCUCGUCCCUGGGUGGGUCGCCGCGCGGUGGGUCAAGGUUCUGAGCAAGACGCACCCGACCAUCGCCUUCCACGCGUCGAUUAACAACUCGUUCGGAAAGGGGUCGCUCAUCCAGCUCCUCCGACAAUUCUCGACGCUCUACUCGGACAAGAAGCAGAUCUCGGUCGGGUUCAUCGGGUACCCGAACGUCGGCAAGUCGUCCAUCAUCAACACGCUCAAGAAGAAGGCCGUGUGCAAGACGGCCCCGAUCCCGGGCGAGACCAAAGUCUGGCAGUACAUCACCCUCAUGCGACGGAUCUACCUCAUCGACUGUCCCGGUAUCGUCCCCCCCUCGGCGAGGGACACCGAGUCGCAAAAGGUCCUCAAGGGUAUCGUCCGCGUCGAACAUCUUUCCGACCCGGCGAGCCACAUCCAGUUCUUGCUCGACCGCGUCAGGAAGGAGUACCUCGUGAGGACGUACGGCGUGCAGGAGUGGACGGGCGCAGAGGACUUUUUGACCCAGCUCGCGAGGAAGGGAGGAAAGUUGCUAAAGGGCGGCGAGGCGGAUUACAGGACUGUCGCGACCAUGGUCAUCAACGACUGGAUCCGCGGCAAGAUCCCCUUCUACGUUCCCCCUCCCGAAGCUCCCGCGCCCUCGUCCUCCUCCAACUCGAAAUCACUCAAGCCCUCGAAACUCUCCGGCUCCGGCCCGACGAUGUUCAAGUCGCAACUCGACGACGAAGGGAACACGGUGCGCAAGGUGCCUGGCGUCCAACAGCCUUUGCAUCAGAUUGUGCAUUCGACAAAGUUCUUGCCGGAUGAUGUUAGGCGGGUUGAGAUGGAUGAUGAGGAUGAGGAGCAGGAGGUUGAGGAUGAGGAGGAGGAGGAGGAGGAGGAGGAGUGGGGAGGGAUUCAGGAAGAUGCGGACGAGGAGGAGGAGAGUGUCGAGGUCGAGGUUGGGGAGGCCGAGCCCCCGCUCGAGUGGGACGAGCUGUUUGCGCAGGUUGUGGGCGAGGAGGAGGAGGGUGCGGACGACGCCGACGUUACGCUCGACAACGGAGCAACUUCCGAUGCCGAGGAGGAGGAGGAGGACGAGUCGCUCGAGAUUGAUGACGAGUCGCUCGAUGGCGAGGAAGAGGAGCAAGGCAGCAGUGAGGAGGACGUCGAGAUCGUCUUGAACCAGGAGGACGAACGGCCGCGAGCUGCUGCCGCGCAGGGCAAGCGACCAGCCGGCGCGAAGCGCACUCGCGCGAUCGACGUCGUCUCGUCGGACGAGGAGAGCGACGGAGGCCGUCCCGCGAAGGAGAAGCGGAUGACGACCAACAAGAAGAAGGCGACCAACUACUAUACCCACGCCAACGUCAAGAACAAAUCGCGGCGAGGUGGACCAGUCAAGGACCAGGCUGCGCGCAAGGCUGCGAUCGCGGGUGGGUCGUCGAGUGCGCCUGCGCCCAAGGGACACGCCGGUACGAGCAAGAAGCGUGCGGGCGGCAGCGGUGCGCGGCGGUGA